AACUCUCUUGAGUGCACCUCCUGUUGACAUUGAGACGCCGUGCACAGCCCAUGACACAUUGUAACAGCCAAAGGCAGGUGGAAUCCAAUUCUCAAACCCCAAUCGUUAGACUAAGCAAGAGGUCGUUCAGUGUAAGUACUCCUUGUUCUUGUUUCUGUUUCAUCAUUUUUGAUCUUAUGCUAGUCGAAUCAAUUGUGAUGCUUAGAAUUAGUCAAUGAAGCUCCCUGUGCGUUACUUGAUUGUUAUUUUGACCUUCGUCUGCACCUCGGUUUGCUACAUCGAACGAGUUGGGUUUUCCAUCGCGUACACAGUUGCUGCUGACGGUGCCGGAGUGAAUCAAUCGAGCAAAGGUACAAUACUGUCCACCUUCUAUUACGGAUACGCCUGUUCUCAAGUUCCCGGAGGAUGGGCAGCUCAGAAAAUCGGGGGGAGGAGGGUCCUGCUUCUUUCCUUUCUGUUGUGGUCAUUAACUUGUGCACUACUUCCUCUAGAUCCCAAUCGCGUUAUGCUUUUAGUCAUUGCUCGUUUGCUCGUUGGUAUAGCACAAGGCUUCAUUUUCCCCUCCAUCCACACAGUUCUAGCUCAAUGGGUUCCCCCUCACGAGAGAUCUAGAUCCGUCUCUCUCACCACUUCUGGGAUGUACCUAGGUGCAGCUCUAGGUAUGCUUCUUCUUCCUACUCUAGUCAAGUUCAGAGGUCCUCAAUCUGUGUUUCUUGCGGAGGCCGCAUUGGGCGCUUCAUGGUCUUUACUUUGGUUCAAAUACGCCACUGAUCCCAAAUCCACUGCCUCUGGUGUCGGGGAAUCAGUCUUGCCCGUCAAUAAAAAAAUUGACACUCACAACAAAAAACCGCUUUCAGCCAAAAUCCCCUGGGUCAAAAUUUUAACCAGCUUCCCUGUGUGGGCGAUUGUUGUCAACAAUUUCACCUUUCACUAUGCUUUAUAUGUGCUCAUGAACUGGCUCCCAACCUACUUUGAAUUGGGCCUUCAGCUUAGCCUGCAAGAUAUGGGUUCCUCUAAAAUGAUGCCCUAUCUCAACAUGUUCCUCUUCUCCAACAUUGGCGGUGUUGUCGCGGACUACUUGAUCACCAGGAGAAUAUUAUCUGUCACCAAAACCAGGAAAUUCUUGAACACUGUCGGAUUCUUGGUUGCUUCUCUUGCCUUGGUGAUCAUUCCCAGUUUCAGAACUUCUGGUGGUGCUGUCUUCUGUUCUUCCGUGGCUCUUGGUUUCUUGGCACUUGGCAGAGCUGGCUUUGCCGUGAACCACAUGGACAUUGCUCCUAGAUACGCUGGAAUAGUGAUGGGUGUUUCUAAUACUGCCGGUACGUUAGCUGGCAUUGUUGGCGUUGACCUGACUGGGAAGCUUCUUGAAGCUGCUAAGGCUGCUAAUUCUGAUCUUUCAAGUCCAGAAAGCUGGAGGGCAGUGUUUUCCAUUCCUGGGUUUCUAUGCAUUUUUAGUUCUUUUGUAUUUCUACUAUUUUCAACUGGGGAGAGAAUUUUUGAUUGAGGUAACCUUGUCAUUUUCAUGACUCAUCAGCUGUUGUUAUUCUGAGGAUUUACUUUUUAUUACAUCUCCAUGUUAUAUCAUUCUUGGAUAGGAGAGCUCAUAUUGUCAUAAUUGGAUAUGAAUUUUUGUUGUUAUUAUUAUUAUUUCCCCAUCUUGUACUACUCCUAGUCAGUAAAGGCUACAACCCAGCUUGCAUCAAGAGUCAUAGUUUCCUUUAUGUAUUUCUGAAUGCCAUUUCCAUAGUUUCAUUUAAUUGUAAAGUAUUUUUUGCUCUUUGAAUUUUUUUUGC
Glycine soja is the source of this 1793-nucleotide messenger RNA. RefSeq names its product probable anion transporter 5. Lineage: Eukaryota; Viridiplantae; Streptophyta; Magnoliopsida; Fabales; Fabaceae. The transcript has a single exon. Gene Ontology annotation, molecular function: transmembrane transporter activity. Gene Ontology annotation, biological process: transmembrane transport. The record is from RefSeq and is a predicted model, not a curated record. The coding region runs from base 215 to 1504 and encodes 429 amino acids.